Molecule: messenger RNA, 3482 nt
Organism: Bactrocera dorsalis (oriental fruit fly)
Lineage: Eukaryota; Metazoa; Arthropoda; Insecta; Diptera; Tephritidae
Product: transmembrane protease serine 9
Exons: 4
Coding region: 66-3356 (1096 amino acids)
Biological process (GO): proteolysis
Molecular function (GO): serine-type endopeptidase activity
Source: RefSeq, a predicted model, not a curated record
CAGAUUUUGUCACGAAAUUCGCAGUGCGGCAGUGUACACUCGCGUGUCGGGAAGACAAUACCCGGAUGAAUUGCAAAAUGACUACCUACGCGUUUAAUAUUUUGUUUGCCUAUUUUACCUUUCUUUUGGCGGUCAUGUCCAACGCGGAUAUGACUCAUCUCGUCAAUGCUCAAGUCACGGAUUCGCGAAUUGUUGGCGGCAAAGUGGUCAAUAUUAUACAGUAUCCUCACCAGGUCAGUUUACGUGAAAGGAAUGCCUCCAUACCGGAAGACCCCUACGACCAUUCAUGUGGCGGCAGCAUAUAUUCUGAUCGUAUUAUCAUAACGGCAUCGCAUUGCGUUGAUGAUACGGAGAGCAACGAACUUAUGGUUGUUGUAGGCACAAACCAACGCGAUGGUGUUGACGGGGUAAUAGUACCGGUUAAAGAGAUUCUGAUGCACGAAGAAUAUGAUGAAGAACUUGAGGAUAACGAUAUUGCUUUGUUGGUACUCGCCGCUGCGUUGCCAAUAAAUAAUUUCACCAUUAAACCAAUUGAAUUGACCGAGGUGCAACCGCAAGCUGGAGACAUCGCUACAGUAACCGGUUGGGGCCUAAACGCUGAAGGUCAGAUACCCGACUUUUUGCACGAAGUGCAAGUGCCGAUAGUCAGCAAUGUGAUAUGUGACGAACGUUAUGCGGGUGGCAUCACAGACGCUAUGCUGUGUGCGGGUUUAUUGGAUGUGGGAGGCAAAGAUGCUUGCCAAAUGGACUCAGGAGGACCGCUCUUGGUUAAUGGAAAACUAGCAGGUGUGGUAUCAUGGGGAAUCGGUUGUGGGCAACCCUACUAUCCGGGCGUGUACGCGAAUGUUUGGUAUUUAUUACCAUGGUUGCGGGCGACUAUCGCCGAGGUGGAAGAGGCACUUUUGAACGAAGAUUAUUCCUGCAUCAUUAUUGUCAGCCUAUUGGCGCUAGCCUUUACGAAUGCAGCUUGGGCGCGCACGCUCACCGAAGCGGAUUCAGCCGAAGAAGGGAUUAGCGCUGCGUUGGAUGGACGCAUCGUUGGCGGUUACACUGUUGACAUCACAGCGCAUCCGCAUCAAGUUAGUAUGCGUUAUAAGGGUAUACUCACACCGCAAAACAGUUAUACACAUAAUUGUGGCGGUUCCAUUUACUCCAAGUACCUGGUCGUGACAGCAGCUCAUUGCGUGAUCGGUAAAGUGGCGAGUCAAUAUCAAAUUGUCGCCGGUGCCAAUGAGAAACGUAGUGUCAACGGUGUAGUUGUGCCCGUCAAGGAGAUCAUUAUGCAUGAACAAUACACUCCAAGCACGUAUAACAAUGAUAUUGCGUUGAUAGUACUCGGUGCACCGUUGCCGAUUAAUAAUGUCACAAUUAAAGCAAUACCGUUGGCGGACAAGCCCUCAGCGAAUGGCGCUAUCUCCGUUGUUACCGGUUGGGGCACGCUCACAGAGGGCGGUGUCAGUCCAGAUCUAUUACAAGAAGUCAAAGUGCCGAUUGUCAGCAAUGAGAUAUGUCAACAGGAUUACAGGAACUCACUAAUUUCCGAUGCUAUGUUGUGUGCGGGCGUACGCGGCGUUGGUGGUAAGGAUGCGUGCCAGGGUGAUUCUGGUGGUCCCUUAUUGGUUGACGGCAAGUUGGCCGGUGUGGUGUCAUGGGGUAGUGGCUGUGCAAGGGCAAAUGCUCCAGGCGUUUAUGCCAAUUACAAGUUCGAUUUCGUUGCAUUACGGACGCACAAGAAAACAAUGGCAUUACUUCUUAACAACGCGCUACAACUUUUUCUUUUGGCGCUCUGUGCCUCAAUCACGUUAACGGUCUACGCCACACCACAAGGACGCAUUGUUGGCGGUGAGACGGUGGACAUCGCUAGCGCACCACAUUUAGUAUCCAUACGCUACAAGCGCAAUGCUUCCACACCCUUCAGUCACCGUUGUUCCGGCACAAUAUAUUCCGAGGAUGUCGUGUUGACUACCGCGCGUUGCGUCAUCGGCUUGGAGCGUCAACAAUUGUUGAUUGUAGCCGGCAGCAGUUAUCGUUCACAAAGUGACGGUUAUGUUUACCUCGUCAAAUCAAUUGCAAUACAUCCGGAUUUCGAUAUUUGGUUCAUCGAUAACGAUUUGGCCCUGUUGCGCUUGGAAUUUUCGCUCACCAGCCAAAACGUGAAGGUGAUUAAUCCGAUCAAACUGGCCGAGACUUUGCCCGCAGCUGGCAGCGCGGCUACAGUGGCUGGUUGGGGCGCAGCGGCCGAGUAUGCAGAGUAUGAGGAGCAAUUGCACGAGGCCAAUGUGCGCAUAGUGGACACUGCGCAGUGCAAAGAAGCUUAUGGCGCUGGGCGCAUUAGCGCGGCCAUGUUGUGCGCCGGUGGCGCAAGUGUAAAUGGUGUUGCCGUGGACGCGUGCCUGGGUGACGCGGGUAGCGCGCUUGUUUCGAACGGCACGGCUGUAGGUUUGGUAUCGUGGGGUAAUGGUUGUGGACGUGUGGGUUACCCAGGAGUUUAUACAAAUUUGGUGCAUUUCAAUGAGUGGAUUAGCAGAGAAGCGAUUGUGCCAUUAAUCGCCAUGCAGUGUAAAAGUUUCGCUAUCAAGCUUUGGCUCUUGCUUACUUGCUGCUUGGCGGCUACUGCAUCCUUUGGAAUACAACCCGCCAUCAUUGGCGGCCAUGAAGUGAACAUCAUCAAGCAUCCCUAUCUCGUUUCCAUACGCUACCGCUUGCCGGCCGACGGCGCGUAUUGGCACAAAUGCGCGGGUGUUAUAAUUACGGAGAAGGCAGUGCUUACCGCCGCACAGUGUGUUCGUGAAAUCGAAACGGAUCGUGUUAUGAUCGUCGCUGCCGGCAAUCAGCGCACUGGCGGUGUUGGCAAAGUAUAUCCAGCUACCAAGUGGAUCGAACAUCCGCAAUUUUCUACACGUACUGCUGAUUACGACAUUGGUUUGAUAUUUGUGGAUUUGCCUUUUGAAUUGAACGCUAUCCACCCUGCGUUGCGUUCAAUUAAUAUACGUGAGCAAUGGCCUGCUGUAAACCGUUUGGCAACGGUGGUCGGUUGGGGCUAUCGUGAGGAAUUCGGUCCAUCCUCCGAUAAUUUAGAAGAGACAAAAGUGCCAAUAGUCAGUCGCGCAGAGUGUGUUUCGAUUUAUGGUUCCGGUGAGGUCACCGCGCGUAUGAUUUGUGCAGGAUAUGUGAAGACCGGCGGUCAGGAUGUAUGCCAAGGCGAUACUGGCGGACCUUUGCUGUAUGAAGGACAAUUGGUGGGCUUAGUAUCGUGGGGUUAUGGUUGUGCGCGUCCAAGUUAUCCCAGUGUUUACACCGAUGUGGCCAGUCUUAAGUCAUGGAUUGUAGAGGAAUUGCAGAAGGCGCAGUCAUAAGAGAACAUUUACAUAGAACGGACAAUUGAAGAAAAUGCGUCACUUAAAUUCUGUUAUAAAAGCUGUCCAUUUAAAGUUUUGUAUGUAACUUUUUUGUAUUCUGAAAAAAUAAAAUUUUAAUCCUUA